AUGGCUGUUGAGAAGGUUCAGACUGCCCCUAUAAUGACUCCAAUUCCAAUCAAGGGCUGGAAAUUCAAGAAGAGGAGGAAGAAGAAACAGAGGCGGAAGCUGCUGGAGGAUAAAACGCCAUCGGAAAAGAAGAAGGGAUUGAAGAAGCGCGGUGCCAGCGCUGACCGUCGAGAAGAAACAGAGGCGAAGCUGGAGGCGCGGGCUGAUGGCGAGUCGCGACGGUCGCGGGCCGAGGCCGACGCAGGCGGCGUGAUCGCGGCGAUGGCGCGCCAGGAGGGAGCGUCGCCGGCUGAGGCGCUGGUGACGACGGCGCGUCGUUGUCUGGACACGGCGGAGCUUCAACUCGCGCGCGGGACGCGGCGAUGGGAGUCCGUUUCCUUUGCGACGUCAGGCGGAGGAGACCCAAGGCGGAGGGCGGAGGAGAGCGGGUCUCCCGAUCGGCUGCUGGGGUGUACGCUGGAGUCAGAGGAAACGGGGAAGAAGGUGGCGGCGGCGGCCGAUGAGGAGGAGACGCCAGCAACUCGUUGGGCGUCCCACCGGGUUGAGCCGCCGGUGAACGAAGUGAAGAAGGAGGUCGGCUCCGGCGAGCUGCUACUCGAGUCGCUGGAGAAGGAAAAUGAAAGAGAUGGCAGCGGGCUUUCUCGCGCGACGCCGAAGGUCGAGGAGCGAGGCAUCCUCGACUGUCCCCUUGCAAAUCCUCGUUCGACUCGCAUCAGGCUGCAGCAGUUCGGAUCGUUGGAAGAAGCGGGUAUGGGAGGCCGAGUUCCCUCGCCAGGAAAGGAGAAGAAAGAGAAGGAGAUCGGCGCCGGGAAGCUGCUACUCGCGUCGCUGGGAAAGGAGUCGCCGGAGAAGGAGGUGCCGACGAGUGAGACGAAGAGGGAGGUUGGCGGUGGAGGCAUUCUUCGUGCAAACCCUAAGUCCACCUCCAUUCACACAGCACAGCUGGGUUGA
Messenger RNA from Linum trigynum, 951 nucleotides. The record is from the annotation of a GenBank genome assembly. NCBI's taxonomy places the organism in Eukaryota, Viridiplantae, Streptophyta, Magnoliopsida, Malpighiales, Linaceae.